UCCAUGGAUCUCAUGGCGCUGCAAUCGAUAAAAAAGUUUUGUGAAGAAAAAUCUCAUCGUCCAGUCAUCUUUUUUUCUUACCAAUUUUAAUGUUAAACAGAAAUCAAUACGUCCAUAAAAUCUACUGAAAUCGUAAUGUUAAUGAAUUGAAUAAUUGUUAAAUAAGUGAAUUUGACACGAUGGCUGCGAGUGAAGUGGAAAAUUUGCGUGCUGAAGUCGAGCGACUGGGUCGCGAUUUGGAAAUUGCCAGCAGCGAAAAGAUCCAAUCAGCACAAUAUGGGCUGGUGCUUCUGGAGGAGAAAGCCCAUCUCCAGCAGAAAUGCGAGGAGCUGGAGACCCUCUAUGAGAACACAAAGCACGAUCUGGAUAUAACUCUGGAGGCUCUAGCAAAAUUCCAGACCUCACAGAAGGUAACAACGAAGACAGGAAUUGAACAGGAGGAAUCUCUGCUUACGGAAACUGCCGCAAUGGAGACAUCACUCAAUCUUCAUAUCCUGGAAUUGGAGAAUGAAGUUAAACAGCUUCGUCACGAAUUGGAACGCGUUGCCAAUGAACGUGAUCGGAUGCUGCAAGAGAAUUCAGAUAUGGGCCGUGAUAAAUCUGACACGGAAGCUGAGAAGAUGAAACUCAAAGCUGAGCUGAAGGAUUUGAAAUUUCGCGAAACACGAAUGCUGUCGGAUUAUUCGGAGUUGGAGGAAGAGAAUAUUUCGUUGCAGAAGCAAGUGUCGAGCUUAAGGAGUUCCCAGGUUGAGUUUGAAGGUGCCAAACAUGAAAUCCGUCGGUUGACUGAGGAGAUUGAAUUGUUGAAUUCCCAAGUGGAAGAAUUGACGAACCUCAAGAAGAUUGCUGAGAAACAGAUGGAGGAGGCACUGGAGGCACUUCAGGGUGAACGUGAAGCCAAGUAUGCACUGAAGAAGGAACUGGAUGCACAUAUCAAUCGGGAAAGUAUAUAUAAUAUCAGUAAUUUGGCAUACAAUAUCCGUGGAAUGGAUGGAGAUAAUAUGAAUAGUGAUGGUGAUGAAGAUUUGCCAGCACUUAAGAGAAUUGAAGCUGAUCUCUCGAGUGAACUGAAAUCUCCGGAUGGUACGAAGGUUGAUCUAUUUUCUGAGAUUCAUCUCAAUGAACUGAAAAAGUUGGAGAAGCAACUGGAGUGCCUGGAGAAUGAGAAGAAAUGCCUAACGGCAAAUCUGAGGGAAUCCCAGCAAAAUUUGGAUAAAAGUCAAAGUGAACUUCAGGCCUUUAUGUCACGUGUUAGUGUACUUAGUGCCCAUGUAGAGGCACUGCAGCAGCUGAAGAAACAGGUUGAAGCUGAGGAUUUGGCCAAGAAGACACCCAAGGAUGAUAUGAUUGCAGAGAAACUUCGUGCAAUUGUCUCCCAAUAUACCAAUUGGUUCCUUCUGAGCGGCAAAGAAAUUGACACACUCAAGGCUGACUUGAUUGAAUUGCAGAAGAAUCUCAAUUGUCCCGAUGCAAUGGUACUGCUGAGAAAUGAGAUUACCAAUCUUAAGAACAAACUCCUGACUACAGAACAGAAAUCCCUCGACCUUCAGGCUGAUGUAGAGAUUCUAACAGCCAUUUCACAGAAUGCUGGCCAGAGUUUGGGAUCAGCACGCAAUACCCUGGUGGUGCUCAGUGAUGAACUUGCUCAAUUGUAUCAUCUAGUCUGUACGGUGAAUGGUGAGACACCAAAUCGUGUUUUGCUGGAUCACAAGAGUGAUGAACUUGACAGUGAUUCUCUGUCAGCCAUUCAGGCUCAAUUUAAGUCCGAUACCCUUGCAUCCAAGGCACAAACCAUUGAGGAUCUUCAGGCACUGUCGGAUGCCAUUGAGAUUCGAAAGUAUGUAGACACUGUGGCUGAUCAGAUUAAAUAUCUGAAGGCUUCGGUGGAGAAGACCAUUGAUAUGAAUAAGCAUGGCUCUAGGAGUACAUCUACCAGUGGUGGCGAGGAUAAGGAGAAUCGCGAGGAAAUUUCUGAUCUGCAGGAACAGAUAAUUAAACUCAAGAGUUUGCUAUCGGCCAAACGGGAACAAAUUGCCACACUCAGAACUGUUCUCAAGUCCAAUAAGAAUACAGCUGAAGUGGCACUGACUAAUCUCAAGUCCAAAUAUGAGAAUGAGAAACUUGUGGUUAGUGAAACAAUGUCCAAAUUGAGAAAUGAACUUAGGCUUCUCAAGGAGGAUGCAGCUACAUUCUCAAGCUUGAGAGCAAUGUUUGCAGCGCGUUGUGAGGAGUAUGUGACUCAAGUUGAUGAUCUCCAUCACCAACUCGUGGCAGCUGAGGAGGAGAAAAAGACCCUCAAUCAGCUGCUACGGCUGGCAGUUCAGCAGAAACUAACCCUUACUCAGCGUCUUGAGGAAAUUGAGAUGGAUAGGGAAAUGCGCCACGCGAGAAGACCAAUGCCUCCAGCUCGGGGUGGUUCAAAGUCAUCUUUCUCACGGACACCAAUUAGGAGUAGCAACAGCAACAAUUCCAAUCCCAAUAAUUUCUUCUAACACGAACUCUCAAUGCAUCGCAAAAUUUUAGCUUUAGUUUCCACUCUUCUGAAGAUGUAAGCUUUUCUUAUUUCUUAUUUUUUUUUUUACCUUUGAGUCCAUCUUUAGACGAGACGUUUUUUUUUAUUAAAUUACAAUUCCUCUCUAAAGAGAUUAAAUAGACCAAAUAUCGUAAUGGGAAAAAUUGUUUGAUGGGGAGGGGGGAUCAUUGAUAAAAGCCAAGAGUGGAAAUCGCGCAAAAAAGAGAGAGAUUUAUGAAUGGGGAACAAUAGUAUUACUCUUUUUUUCUAUAUUUUCUUUGCUGUGGGUAGAGAGAACGUUGCUGUGCGUAGUUUUUUUUUUUUUUGGUUAAAGUGAUUAACUUGUCUAACACGAAUAAUUAUAUUUUACAAAUAGCAGAAAAAAAAUGUGUAGACACAAAUCUGCAAUAUUCCUCCAAUUAUUGCCUAAUUAAUCGAUAUUUUUUAUAUUAUUAUAUUUUUAUUUAUUCAAACACAAAAAAAUUAUUUGUUAUCAAUUAUUUACUUAGAAUUUAUAAUUAUUAACCAAUUUAUAUUUAAUUGCAAUACAACAAUCACAUCUUUAAACAUCAUUGACCUUAAAUGGAAAUCAAAUUAUUGAUGAAAGAAAAAAAAAUUGUAUACUUAACUGGGGAGAAAAAAUUGUAUAAUAUUUUAGAUGACACGAAAUUAAUUAAAUAAAAAAAAAUUGUGCAAAGAGGAUAGGUAAUACAGCAUUGUGCUCUUCGCGGAAACAAAAGAAAUUGAGGGUAAGAUGAAUUUAAAAUUGAAAAAAAAGUAAUUGUACACAAAAAAAUGCGUCCAAAAAUGUUUUGUGAAAGAGUUUUUCCCUGAAAAAUUCUUCCGUUUGUCCUAAACAAGAAAUUAAUUAAAGAAAAAAAAUUUAAUUCUUGAGUUAUUGUUGAGAACAAUUGUGCAAAAUAAAUUGUUAAUAUCUCACGAAAUUUCUUAAAAUACCGAGCCAUAAAAUAAAAAUAUUUUGAUGAAAUUGACGAAAGAAUCAAGAUAAAAAAAAAAAGAAAUAAUUGGAUUUUUUGAUAUCACCGUCCCUUAUUAAUGUGUGUUUUGAAGAAUAAAAAAAAAGACAUAAAAAAAUCCUUUGAGAAUAACGAAAUAUAUUUUGCAAUGAAUAUUGUAAUUGAUAAAGCCACAAUAAACACUUCCAAUGAAAGUAAUAAAAUUGUUAUGAAGCAAAAAGUUAAAUAUUUGCAUAAAUGUUAUUUUCAGCUUUUCUUUUUUCUUAAAAAAAUGUUUUUACAAAAUUAAUAAAAUGUGUUUAAUUUUCCAGCUUAGAAAGGAUAUUUUUCGGUUACGAGAUAGCAAGAAAAAAAAAGAAAA
Messenger RNA from Phlebotomus papatasi, 3850 nucleotides. It is a transcript of the gene BicD, whose product is annotated as protein bicaudal D. NCBI's taxonomy places the organism in Eukaryota, Metazoa, Arthropoda, Insecta, Diptera, Psychodidae. Gene Ontology annotation, biological process: protein localization to organelle; microtubule anchoring at microtubule organizing center; regulation of microtubule cytoskeleton organization. The coding region runs from base 180 to 2492 and encodes 770 amino acids. The record is from RefSeq and is a predicted model, not a curated record. The transcript is spliced from 5 exons. Gene Ontology annotation, molecular function: cytoskeletal adaptor activity; dynein complex binding; dynactin binding. Gene Ontology annotation, cellular component: Golgi apparatus; cytosol.